Molecule: messenger RNA, 1331 nt
Organism: Manihot esculenta (cassava)
Lineage: Eukaryota; Viridiplantae; Streptophyta; Magnoliopsida; Malpighiales; Euphorbiaceae
Product: photosystem II 22 kDa protein, chloroplastic
Exons: 4
Coding region: 244-1065 (273 amino acids)
Source: RefSeq, a predicted model, not a curated record
CACAGCGACGUGGUCACUCUAGCAGCCCGUCAUUACAUCUCUCACCAUAUCCACAUUCUCAUGCACAAAAUAUCUAUCUCUUUACUACUCACUCACUCAUUCAAUCCUUUAAAACGAUUCAUGUCAAACUGAGAAACUAAAUGAAGUAGGUUUUCAUUUCUACUUCAUCACCAUCAUCAAGAGAGUUGAGAAGAUUUUCUUUUUCAGUUUAAGAAAAAAUUUCAAGAAGAGGAUUAAGCAUUAAUGGCUCAAACCACAAUGUUCAUGUCUGGUGUUUCUACGAAACAUGUGGUGAAUUUGAAGAGAGACCCUUUACUCCAAUUUCAAGUUGAGAGACUAAGGCCUAAACCCUUGUCUCCUAUCUUCUACAAUCCCCUUCCUUCCUGCUCUGCUUCCUCCUCUAAAACAUUCACUACAGUUGCUCUCUUCAGGUCAAAAACCAAGGCCCCUGUUAAGAAGGUUGCUGAACCAAAGCCCAAGGUUGAAGAUGGUAUUUUUGGGACCUCUGGUGGAAUCGGUUUCACUAAGCAGAAUGAGCUGUUUGUGGGACGUGUUGCUAUGCUUGGUUUUGCUGCAUCCUUGUUGGGUGAAGCAAUAACAGGGAAAGGAAUAUUAUCACAGUUGAAUUUAGAGACAGGAAUACCAAUUUAUGAAGCAGAGCCACUUCUUCUUUUCUUCAUCCUCUUCACUCUGCUUGGAGCCAUUGGAGCAUUGGGCGAUCGUGGCAAAUUUGUCGACGACCCACCGACUGGUCUUGAAGGGGCAGUCAUCCCUCCUGGAAAAAGUUUCAGGUCAGCAUUGGGUCUCAAAGAAGGAGGUCCUCUGUUUGGAUUCACAAAAGCGAAUGAGCUGUUUGUGGGAAGAUUGGCUCAGCUUGGAAUUGCUUUCUCUUUAAUUGGAGAAAUCAUAACAGGGAAGGGAGCUUUAGCACAACUCAACAUAGAGACUGGAAUUCCUGUCAGUGAAAUUGAACCACUUGUCUUGUUCAACGUUCUCUUCUUCUUCGUUGCUGCUUUGAAUCCUGGAACUGGCAAGUUUGUAACCGAUGAAGAUGAAGAUGAGUAGAAGAUGAAUUUGAUAUAUGCUUGUAGAAAAAAAAAAAAAAAAAAAAAACACUGUCUUUGUAAUUUAUUCAACAAAAACACUCUUCACUCUUAAGAGUUGAAUCUCUUUCUUGUUUCUCUUGCUUGAUCGAAAUUCUUUUAAAGGGUUAAUUGAUUUGGGCUCAAGGCUCAAGCCAGAAUCCAGCCCAAACAACUUAAAGAAACACUGGCCCCAAAUAGUGGGAGGUUAUAGCAUGAAAUUGUUAUUUAAAUUCAAUUUGUUUGGUA